Messenger RNA from Daktulosphaira vitifoliae (grape phylloxera), 1351 nucleotides. It is a transcript of the gene Gpdh1, whose product is annotated as glycerol-3-phosphate dehydrogenase [NAD(+)], cytoplasmic. The record is from RefSeq and is a predicted model, not a curated record. NCBI's taxonomy places the organism in Eukaryota, Metazoa, Arthropoda, Insecta, Hemiptera, Phylloxeridae. The coding region runs from base 141 to 1223 and encodes 360 amino acids. Gene Ontology annotation, molecular function: protein homodimerization activity; glycerol-3-phosphate dehydrogenase [NAD(P)+] activity; NAD binding. The transcript is spliced from 9 exons. Gene Ontology annotation, biological process: carbohydrate metabolic process; glycerol-3-phosphate catabolic process. Gene Ontology annotation, cellular component: glycerol-3-phosphate dehydrogenase (FAD) complex; cytosol.
AAUUGGAGAUUAUUCAAAAAAUUUCCUGACAUCUUUUCAGUAGUACCUUUUUCACUUUAGUGUUUGUUGUUCGGUGAACAAUUUUGAUACUUUAUCUUGUAUUUUUUAGAUUUACUGUGAUUUUUCUUUAUUGCUAAGUUAUGCCAUCCAAAAAAAAAGUUUGUAUUUUGGGAUCCGGAAAUUGGGGAUCAGCUAUUGCCAAAAUUAUUGGUACAAAUGCUGCCCGUUUAGAUAUUUUUGAUUCUUGUGUAAAAAUGUGGGUUUAUGAAGAGAUGAUUGAUGGCAAAAAAUUGACUGAAAUAAUUAAUACCACUCAUGAAAAUGUCAAAUAUUUACCAGGAAAACAACUUCCUGAAAAUGUGGUUGCGAUUCCUGAUAAAGUAGAGGCUGCUAAGGAUGCUGAUAUUAUUGUAUUUGUUGUUCCACAUCAAUUCAUACCAACAAUUUGCUCAGAACUGAUUGGUCACAUCAAACCAACUGCUGUAGGACUUUCUUUGAUUAAGGGUUUUGACAAAGCAGCUGGUGGUGGAAUAGAUCUAAUUUCUCAAAUAAUAAAUAGGCAGUUAAAAAUCAAUGUUUCUGUUUUAAUGGGUGCAAAUUUAGCCAAUGAAAUUGCUGAUGAGAAAUUUAGUGAAACUACAAUCGGAUGCCGAGAUAAACGUGUUGGACCAAUUUUAAAAAGUCUAAUUCAAACUGAUUAUUUCCGUGUAUCUGUUGUUGACGAUGUAGAAGCUGUUGAAGUAUGUGGAGCAUUAAAAAAUAUUGUUGCUGUUGGUGCAGGUUUUGUUGAUGGUUUAAAGUUAGGUGAUAAUACUAAAGCUGCCAUAAUACGUAUUGGAUUGAUGGAAAUGAUUAAGUUUGUUGAUCAAUUCUAUUCUGGUGCCCGCCUUGCUACAUUCUUUGAGUCAUGUGGUGUUGCUGAUUUAAUUACCACUUGUUAUGGAGGUCGUAAUAGACGUGUUUCUGAAGCAUAUGUAACUUCUGGAAAGUCAAUAGUAGAGCUUGAAAAAGAGUUACUAAAUGGUCAAAAACUUCAAGGACCAAUUACUGCUGCCGAAGUUAACUUUAUGUUAAAAAAUAAGUCUAUGGAAAAUAGUUUUCCUUUGUUUACUACUAUUCAUAGAAUUUGUAAUGGUGAAAUGAAACCAAACGACUUAAUUGAACAAAUGAAAUUGAAUACUGAUACGGAUUCUGAUCACACAGUUAAGGCUGGCGGAGAAUAAUUCCAUUGUUCUAUCUUCACAUUUUUCAACUAGGUUGCUAUACUUUUGUAAAUUAUUGUUAACAUCACUGUUAAUUUUUAAUUUGUUGUAAGUUUCAUAAAUGUACUGUAUGUUUGUUAAAGUUUUAA